AAGCAAUCAAAUUUCAGGUCCUGUGUUGAAUAAAUAGUCCUCUCGCCAGGUUCAGCUUUGACGGACGAGUGUGUUGGCGGACUGGAUUUCCGUUUGUAGUGUUACGAUUGAAGGCAUCUGGCGGAUCUUCUCAACGUCCUGAGUGAUUAAAUAGCCGCCCUCCCAUACAAGAAUUGGCUUUUCUGUCGCAUUUCGCCGGAUUUACCCUUGCCCUGCCCUGGUGUUGUUCUUUUUGUUGUUGUAUGAGCGUUGGUCAAUCUCCACGGCCACGGCCACGGCCUUGGCUAUUAAUAUUAAAUAUUUUAUUUAAUAAAUAAAUAAAUAGUUAGUUAACUUACCGAACGACGCAAACAACCGCCUCCAACCACUCCACCAGUCACUCCUACAUAAAUAUAGCAACAACUCCGCGCACGAUAACGGAAUCCCAUCUUACCUUUUUUCGAUUGUAUCAGCUAUACGGAGUUACUUGAGCCGAGAAUAUAUCCAAGCAACCAUCCAGCGUCGACUUGUUUGGGCGAGCGACCCCGUCCGCAACUGAUUGGCUUGAGGCCCCACGUAUUUAAAUACGCCAGCACCACAAAAACCGUGCCACACCCCCAAUCCUGCCCGACUCCGGUCAACAACGGCCAGCCGACAGUCGUGACCACGCACAAGAGAACCGCGCACAUCGACGCAGUAUACCUUUCCUGAACUCGCUAGACUGAAGAAAGUGAAAGGAAUAGGCCUGGCAUGGCUUCGGAGACACACCAGGAAAAUGGUGUGCUGAACGAUGAGCCUGCCAGUAGGACCCCGUCUGCAGCCAUUUUCCCAGAGCCUCACUCAACCGCCUUGGAUACCGCAGAACACACGGACAAGGAUUCUCAAGGCCCAGUAUCAGGCUCCAAUACGGAUGAUGUCGGCGCCGCGCCCGGCGCACGACCUACCCCUCAACAAGGCUCUACCCACCUAAAGCAAGAAAACCACGAACCUACUCCGGAAAAUGACGUGGCGGAGCUCUCAGAAGAUGGCGCCGGUGAACGUCCUGUCCGCCAGAAACUCAAGGAAACCUCCAUCGCAGGCGUGCCUCGCCCCAAUUCCCCAGAAGACCACGCCAUGGCGUCACAGGUAGCCUCGGUGGCCGGAGCAGACAGUGUGAAUGAAACAAGCAGCGUGGAAGCGCGGGGAAGGCUAUGGAGGAAACGAUCAAGGGGCGAUAUGAAUGAGGACGAAAAUCAGGACGAUAUCUCCGGCGUAACAAAUACAGACGAGACUGGCCAUCGACGAAAGCGGUCAAGGGAUUCCAAAACGGAUGAUCAAAGCAGUGACAACCAAGGGCAGCCUAAGAGUGGAAUACGUACGCCAACAGAAGAGCUCAAAAGCACAGAGCGUGAUGCUGCCAAUCGCAUUCUCAGCCCCAAGAAGAAGCGUAGCAGGGACCAAUUCGAUAAGGACCAUCUGAAGUCUGACGCUCUGGACGAAAAGUGCCAGGAAGGGGCGGCAUCAGCUAAAACUGGGGAGUCCUUUGAUAGACCCAAGGCCGUGUCUGCUAAUCGUACGGUAGAGGGCGAACCGGAGAAGAAGAGACAUCGUGAUGAUUCCCAGGAUAGGAGCUCUCAAGGAGAUUCCGAUCUGGUUUCCAAAAAGGCUUCCGCACCGAAUCCGUUCUCCAAUACCCUAGGCGUAUCCCCUUUCGCAUCUAUGUCAUCUAAACCUACCCAACUAACAUCAAAGGGCACAACGGAAAAGAAGGAACAGCCCAUGACUUCGGCAUCUGCCUUCGCCUCAUCGAAAUUGGCAUCCUUUGCCAGCUCAGAAAAAUCCCCAUUUAGCAGCCUUGGAGGCGGUUCUACUAUAGGUCUCAAAUCCGCAUCUCCUACUAAAAAUACAACCGUCAAUAAACCCCCACAAACAUCUUCUUCAGCAUUUACAGCCUCGCCAUUUGCAGCUGCCGCUGCUUCGUCCCCGUUUGGUGCAUUCGGUGGUGGUAAGUCCGCUUUUAGUCGGAGUGGAUUUGGCACAGGUUUCUCCGCCGCUACACCAAAAUUAGGUGGGGGAUUAGCAGGCUUUGCAGCUUCUACUACGGGCGGGUCUGCGAUUUUGGGAGCUGCUGGCUCUAAGCAUGGUGAUGAGAAAAAUGUAGAGAAGGGCAGGAAGGGUGGGGAUGAUGGGAAGUCCACCUUUGAAGGUUUGGAGGAAGAGAAAGGGGAUGAGAGGUUCCAUGAACAGCAGACUGAGACGGGUGAAGAGGGCGAGGAUACCAUUUUCUCAUGCCGCGGCAAGCUAUAUCAUUUCGACGGUAAGGAAUGGAAGGAGCGCGGUGUUGGGGUUUUCAAAGUGAACAUCCGGGAACCGGCGAAUGGUGAUGAUGAUACAGACGAAUCUAGCGAAGAGCAACAACCCCUAGAAGACAAGGUAGAGGAAAAAGAAGAAAAGGAAGAAGUCAAGGCCAAGACCGAUGAGGACGAUAACAACGAACCAAAGAAGAAAACAGCCCGAGUGAUCAUGCGGGCCGAUGGUGUGUGGCGGGUUAUCCUAAACAUUCCUAUUUUCAAAGGUAUGAAAGCGGGUGAUCCGUCCGGGGCAGCUCCGAAGGGAAAACAAGUGCACUUUGCGGGGUUCGAGGAGGGCAAGUCUGUCCCUUUCCUAUUUAGGACCGGAAACGAAGAUGUUGCCAAGGAGCUCUGUGUCACUAUCCAGAAACUCCAAGAAAGUCUAUGAGAUUUUCUUUUGUUAUUUCCAUCCGUUCUUUCUUGCGCCCAAUUCACCUUUAAGCGCUCCGUUCCAUUCCUGCUAGUCUUUCCUUUUGGCCUUAACUUACACAACAAACCGUGGAUAAUUAAUUUUCUCUUUCUAUUUAUAAAAAAACCCAUCUCGUCUGCUCGAAGUGUCUAUCUUUGACUCUGUUCGUGGUUCAACUUUUCAACCUGUUCAUACCUUUAUUUCCCCGAGGUUAUUAAGGGGGAUAUACCUGCUCCGACAAUCCAACAUUUCUUUUGUCGACAACACACAAACGCCCUUCUUUCCUUAAUAUUUAUUAGCAUUGUAGUUUUUGUGUUUUCUUUAGUAUCAUAGCAUGGGGAUGCAUGGCCCCAUCGAAGAAGCGGGAUAAAGCACGGAAUCUACUUGGGGAGGCGGGAAAGAUAUACAACGGAAUUUGCUGGAGAAUUCAGUUUUUUGCUCUCCUUUGUUCUAUUUGGGUUGUUCGUCUUUUUGUUCCUGCAACAUAUCUUUAUUUGCCCGUGUUCUUUUGUUUAAUUCCAUAUCCUUUCUCACUUUUUUCCCCCCUCCAGUCGCUCGGAAGCAGGAUCUUCUUCAUUUUCCUUGUUUGUCAGAGAACGAUAAACUCAUAUCCAUUCCACCCGCGUUGUCUUCAAUUUCCUCGUUUCCCUUUCUUCUUCCAUUCUGUUUACUUCCGCGAUGCUAUCUAGGCGGAGAUUGGAUUUAUUUUCAUGACUCCAUUUCUGCAGGCAUAGAGACGUAAACGUCAAAAUUACGGUUACAAGCAAAAUAAAUCCUCCAAACGUUGACUGGCAACUCGCAAUUUUAUUAUAAAUAUCAUCAUCUAGUUUAUAUCCGUCCUAUCUCAAGAAUCCAAUAGGCCUAAUGUUUAAAAGGAGUUGGGUAUGUCUCAAAUGAAUUAACUGGUGGCUUUUUCGAAAGCUUCGGCCGAUUUG
Molecule: messenger RNA, 3653 nt
Organism: Blastomyces gilchristii SLH14081
Lineage: Eukaryota; Fungi; Ascomycota; Eurotiomycetes; Onygenales; Ajellomycetaceae
Exons: 8
Coding region: 730-2697 (655 amino acids)
Biological process (GO): intracellular transport
Cellular component (GO): nuclear pore; cytoplasm
Molecular function (GO): GTPase activator activity
Source: RefSeq, a predicted model, not a curated record